GCCAGCAUACGAUAAAACGAAUCGAAACGGAACACAACCAUUGACGAUUACGUCGACAUAAUCUCCCCUUUGGCAACGCAAACAGUCAUUUCCAUAUAACACCAAAGUGUGUAUGUUCUCAUACAUCUGCAUUUUCCAUUGUUUUGUUGGUUCAAUUAAAAGCGAUCGGACGACCGUAUUAAGCAAAAAAAGAAACACACACACACCAAAUCGAAGGGAAAAAACACAGUAUCGUGGAUUUUUCAUCACAAUUGAAGAUAGAAAGGAAAAAGUUGCAAGCAAGAGAAAACACAGCGAGUGUUCAAGUCAUAAUGUGUUGGCGAAUGGUUUUGGUGGUGCGAUUUUCAGUGCAGCUAACGACCGUAUGAACAGACGAAUGUAUGAAGUGAACAUUGAAGCGAGACACCACAUGAAAUACAAUCAAGCGAAAAAUACCGAGAGCAAAAGAAAUCAACAAAAAAAGUGAACAAGUGAAAAAGAAUGUCAUAUACACAAAUGGAAAAUUGCAUAGACAGCAAUUUUUCGUUGUAAAAUAUUUUUUCCGUUUUCAAUACGUGUGUGAGCGAGAUUUUUGUUCUCACAUUGUUGUUCACUGCGUGUACAUUGGACACUCUCUGUGUGUUAUAUUUUUUUUUGUGUUGACGGUGGCACACUCAGUGCGAAUAUCAGUGUGUAUUGAACGGUCGAAAAGUGUAUAUUGAAAAAUAUUUUUGUGCUGAUUUUAGUCCGGUGGUGUGUGUACGCAUUGUUUCAUUUUUUAUGUUUCUGUUCGGUUUGCCUCUAUAGGUUUUCAAUUCCCAAAUUGCUGAAUCUCGCUCUCGGUUUUUUUUUUCUUCAUCAACAAUCUAAGGGAAUGUAACUCUGCAUUUUGCUGCGUUUAUCACUUGAUUUGUUUGCGUUCAAACAACAAUCCAUAGCUGCAACAGUAUUUCUAAUCGUUCCAUUCCAAAUCGAGCAUACAGUUUUGGGAUUUGGACGAAGGAAAAAAAACAUACACACACAAAAUUGGUGAUAGCAAGACUCUAAACUCAUUUUUUUCCUUCUCUUUUUUGUGAGUCGAAUUGACACAGAGACUUCGAUCGAACGAUUGAUACAAAACAGGCUAAUAGAAUGGAAUACAAUAAUAAUGAAGUUAACCCGAAAAUUGAAGUGAAUCGAAAAAGUGAAAUAGAAUCCGAUAAACGUGUUUGUGUCGUGCACGACAUCCAAUAAAUUGAGAAUUGAAGACGCUUUUUCUCAUCCUUACACCAGUGUAUUUGGUGUGUGUUUUUUUCUUUUCAAUUGUCUUUUUUCUAUUCUGCCUCGCUCAAUUCGAUAUUUCGCAUACCAUUUGAGAUUGUGUCUCCUCCUUUUUAACUCAGCUUAUCAAUAAAAGCGUUUGAAGUGAACGAAGAACAUAAAAAAACGGUAACACAUCGUUUACAAAUUCAUCGGCUACGACCACUUACGGCAAACAAACGAAAAAAAAAGAAAAAGAAAAAAAAACACACACAACAUCUGCAAUAAAAUUGGAAAUUGGCCCCGUCGACAUUGCCGAAGAGUGAAAAGUGUGUGAUGAAGUCAAAGAAAGUGUUGCCGAUCUAUAUGGUCUAUCGUUGUCGAUGAAGUUGCAUCGAUAAUUUCGGGUGUCGAAUUACAGUUUAACGUCGCUAACAUUUUCUCCCAUUUCAGUCUUUCGCUCCGGUUCAGUGUUGUGUUGCGCGAAGCGAAAGAAUGGCGUUUUUAAUAUUAAACUCUAUACGAGGUUACAACAUUCUCUAGAACAUAAAAAUGAACGAGUUCUAAAUUCUUUUGCUCUAAUUAAACAUUUUGGUUUCAUGGGAACAUUUUGUGGAACACAGUACGCCCGCAACCAGAAAAUAUAUAUUGGGUUACCGUAUCGAUUCCUGUAAACAUAAUUUUCGUUUGAAAUACCUCGAAUCGAAAGUAAAGCGAAAAAAAAGGAACACUUUAUUGAAAAACAUUUCACGUUGAACAAUGUAAAUUUUUAUCAAUACAGUGUAUCGAACCAAUUAUGAGAACAAAUUUCGUGCAGCAAAUUUUCGUGUGCAAAAAGGUUCUAGAGCAAACGGUUGAGGAAAAUAAAUAAAUAAAUAACAAGAGACGAUCAAAAGAGUGAGUGGCAGAGAGUAAAGUGGGGAGCAAAGGAAAUUUAAUAUACCAGAAGCGUAUUAGUGGCCAUUGUGGAGUGACAUCGAGAGUUCAUUUAAAUAAAGUGUGUAUAUGUAUCUCGAAGUAAAUCUUGUGCGCGUUCAUUGUGUGUACAAAAGUCGAGUGUAUGUUGAGUUCAUUGAAUACAGAAGAACAAAUGAGCGAAGAGAACGAUAGAGCGUUGAACAAGAGAGCGAGAGAAGAAAAAAAAAAGGUUUCCGAAGGUCUAUUUUCAAUAGUGCAUGAAUGAGUGAUAUCAUCUAAAGUGUUGUCAUUAAUGGUUUUGCUGUUUUUCGCUGUACACACAAAUAUAUAACACUAAAAUAACAAUAAAAUAUUGUCGCAACGUAAAGUUGUCGACCCAUCGAACGAAUGGCAAAAAGUGGAUUGAAGCCAAGAAAUUGUUAGCUCCGGAUUAUUGGAUAUUAUGAAAUCGUAACCAUAAUUUGUUACGCUCUGCCACGGCACAAUGUGAUGGCACAAUCAAUUAGAUCGAAUGCAAGGAUUACCAUUAUUAUGCGUAAUAAAUAAAAAUUUAUUGACAUAAAAAAACUAAAACUAAAGCAAAAACAUAAUUAUUUACGGUAAAAGUGCUCUGUAUAUGUAUGCAUAGCGCGUAAUGGGCCCCCGAACGUCAUUCACUUGAAAAAGUUUUGUUUUGCGAAAAACAGAGUGAAAAAAAAGAGAAAGGAACGGGAAGAAACGGACGAAAGAAAAGGAAUUAAAAAAGUGUUAUCGCUCUGCAAGAGCUCAAGAGGAACGCGCCAAAGGGAAGGAACUGAGUUGUGAUUAGACGAAUCAAAUUAGUCAAAUGAGAACGUUAAUUUUUGUGCAUAAAACCUUAAACAUUCUCGGGCUAAGUAAAUAUAAAUAAAAACAACAAAAACAAAGACGAAGAAGAAGUGCGGUCAUAAAGUGAAAUCUCCAAACUAUAAAAGAGAAAGAAAAGAAUCAUCGUGAAAAGUGAAUGAAAAGAAAGAAAGGAUCGCCCACGAAAAAAGGUUACCAACGAUACACGUCAAAGAUAAAAAGAAGCGAAAGAGAGAAGAGAAAAAAGAACAUCUUGAUAUUCUGAGCUUUCACGUUGUUUUAACAUUAGCAUCGGCAUCCAAAAAGCAGCUAAUUUACAUAAAAAAAACUGUUCCAACAAGGAAAUCAUGUAUACGAAAAAUGCGAAGCAUUCGAACGAAAACGACAGUGCCGACAUCGACAUCAAAUUCAUCAGUUACAAAAAAAAUAACAACAACAACAAUAACCAAACGCAACAAAAUUUUACCUCGAGAAAAAAAAUCUAAUUAAAUUUCUUUGUGAUGCUAUUUAGAGAUAGAGCCAUUUCUCUUUGAGCGCACGAAUCCGGACAAUGGCUCUAAUUAAUUUGAAUAGAAAUGACUAUGUUUUUACCAUAUUCAUCAUCAUGCUGGUGGUUUGCGUACAGGCAAGCUCAUACAAAGACAGUGGAUACGGAACGGGCAAAAGCGGCAAAGGCAGUACAUCAUUCAAUUCACAAAAUCGUAUUAUGUCAUCGGAUUCUGCUUUAUUUACGACAAGGAAUAAUACAAAAGUGAUUGCUCAACGUGGCGGCCUAGCUAUUUUACCGUGUGCGGUAAAGUGGAAUCCGACUGCGACGGUAUCAUGGAUCAGAAGAAGAGACUUUCAAUUACUUACGGUUGGUUUAUCAACAUACAGUUCAGACGAUAGGUUUCUCGUUGAACAUGCCCGACAUAUGGGACAUUGGUCAUUACGGAUCAAAUCGGUUCGUGAUGAUGAUCGAGGACUUUACGAGUGCCAAUUAUCCAUUCAUCCAACUCAAUCGAUAUUCAUUGAACUUAAAGUUGUUGAAGCGGUUGCCGAUAUAAUCGGAGCUCCGGAUAUCCACGUAGAUGAAGGAUCAACACUGCGCUUAGAAUGUAGACUAAGAAGGGCAACCGAGAAUCCUGCUUUCGUUUUCUGGUACCACAAUACAAAAAUGGUUAACUAUGACACACACAAUGGAUUUUCAGUGUCUUCCACAUUAUUACAACCAUUGGAUGAACCGUAUGAAUCGAAUGCGGCCAGUGUCAAUGGAAAACAUCCCCCAAAUGCCACCAUUACACCGACAAAUAAAAAUGCGCCAAUAUCGAAAACUAAAAAAACUACCAACUCACCAACGCAAUCAAUUAGUAUACUUACCAUAAAUGAAGUGAGUUUUUUGCAUAAGGGCAAUUACACUUGUGCACCAUCGAAUGCAAAGCAAGCCAGCAUUACGGUUCAUGUUUUAAGAGAUGAAAAACCGGCAGCAAUGCAACAUGCAAAUGGAAGCAUAACUACCGAUGAAGAUAUUAAAUCAAACUCUAGACGUUCUCAGUUACCAAUGAAAUCAAAGCAUAUCCUAUUAAUAUUUAUUUUAGUCUCUGUUAUAAAAUAUGUUUAUAGAUAAAAAAAAAUUUACAACAUUUUUGUGUUCGAAAAAAAAUUAUAUAUAUAUAUAUUGCGGAAAUGUUUUAAUGCUGCACGGCCAAACCGCAAAAUAGUAGUGCAACCGAACAUCAGCAACAGCAGCAGCCAACAAUAAUAACAACAUACAACCACUACGCAUCACAUAAAAUAUGUAUGCCAUUGUGGAAGUAACGUAAAAAAAGAACCUAAAAACAUUAAAUAGCAAAUCUGACUGACGACGAUUAAGUAAAUGAAAGAGAAAAAAACACUAUAUAUAUAAAAAAGUAAAUAUAAGAGCCGGACAGCUAAAUUGAGAUGGCAAAUACAGAAGAUGAGUGUGAGAUAGAGCGAAAAGAAACACAUCACAUUAAAAGCACAUACAGGAUAUAUGCCAUAAAGCGAAUGCAGUAAUCUCGAACGGAUGCCAGCGUUAGAUGAUAAUAAUGAAUACACGUACGUAAUAAAAGCGAUACAGCAACAAUAUUCCUAUAACUCUCUAUAGUACAUCAACGGAUUUCAAUUGAAACGCAUGUAAUAUUUAUAAAAAAAAACUACUAAAAUAAAAUGGAAUGAUGAGGCAAAGAAAAAAUCAAGCAAGUACAUACAAAGAUGUAUCUGCUGUGGCACACUCACAACGGAACAAAUAAUAAAACGAACAGUGAAAGAAAAAGUGGAUCCGUUGUUGGGGAUAAAAAAAGCAUCAAAGCAUACUACAUAUAUAUAUUGGGAACGGUGACACGACAAGUGGAUGAACGUAAUAAUUAGAAGAUUACUAACUAUUAAACUAAAUGGCAGCAUUCACAUAUGGUGAAAAUAAGGAUAAACCGAAUCGAAUGUAAUUCAGAUUUAUCAUUGAAUCGUGUUAGAAAAUGAGGGAUAUAUUUUUUUUUUGGUUCGUUGUUUUCU
Messenger RNA from Contarinia nasturtii (swede midge), 5472 nucleotides. RefSeq lists its product as uncharacterized. The transcript is spliced from 7 exons. The record is from RefSeq and is a predicted model, not a curated record. Bases 3512 to 4567 code for a protein of 351 amino acids. Gene Ontology annotation, cellular component: neuron projection membrane. Gene Ontology annotation, biological process: synapse organization. NCBI's taxonomy places the organism in Eukaryota, Metazoa, Arthropoda, Insecta, Diptera, Cecidomyiidae.